AUGAGCGAACCCGUUGGUGAGGAUGCCUGGCUUGCUCUCGUCGAUGAAGCCAGCCGGACCGCAGGAGAUCUGGAGCAGCGCAUCGGAGUCGUUGAACUUUACAAACGCGCCCUCGCUGCAGAGCCUUGGUCAAAUAAGCUAUGGUUGGCAUAUUGUGAAUGGGUCUGGUCGCUUCACACAGACUGCCAGAAUGGCGACGCGGGCUGGCCAGAGGAGGAGCAACUGUUGGGACAAGAGCUCUUUUCACUCGAAACGGCCCUUGAUGUAUGGCAGCAAGGAGCCCAGGCAACGCAAUAUCGGCUGAGCGACGGCCAUGAGCUUUGGAAUAGAUGGAUCUCGAUCGAACAGGAACAAUUAUCUGGACUUGAAGACAAGGAGCGCAUCGAGCGCAUUAAGAGGCUCUUCCUGGACCGACUUCAGAUACCACAUGCUACGUGGGCGGAAACCUCGCAGAUGUCCUCGACAUUUAUUACGAAGUAUGACGAGCCUGCUUGGGAAUCGACAAUGGUUGAAGUUACAAAAUUGGCGAAAACGGCCAAGGAAUUGUAUAGUUACCGCGAAGCACACGAGCUCACAUUGGCGAAAGCGAACGAGUCCGGCGACCCUGAAGCAGUCAAAGAGGCAAUGAGGACCUAUUUGGAUUGGGAAACUGCACAGGCGGUUAGGAAGACCAAGAAGAGCCAACCCAGCAGUCCUCCGAUUCUUUGCGUGGCAUUGUUUGAACGGGCAUUAGCCUCCACGCCUCUUGGAUUGGAGUCGGAUACUUGGGAGGAUUAUAUCACGUUUCUAUCGUUCAUCACGAGGGAACUACCCAAUAUUCCACUCCCAUCUGUUAUCUCAGUUGUACAGCGAGCCACGAGCCAUUGCCCAUGGUCUGGAACACUUUGGGCACGCUACAUUCUCACAGCGGAGUCCGAGAACUUACCAUUUGCAACCAUGGAACAGAUUAAACACUCUGCCACCAACACUGGAGUGUUAGACCGAGAUGGCAUGGACGGUGUGAUACAGUUUUACCUUGCUUGGAGUGGCUAUCUGAAAAGACGAACUAUAGCCCCCGGUGCGACUGAUGAGGACAUCGAUGUGGCGGAUAUGGGACUUCGCUCGGCCCUGGAAAGCGUCGAAGAAUGGGGCCAAAGACGCCAUGGCAAGGAAGGCUGGAAAGGGGAUCCUCUGUUCCGGAUUGAGAGAAUAUUCAUCCGAUAUCUUACCCAGAAGGGUUUAUACCGAGACGCACGGGAUUUAUGGAAGCAACUCGUUCGGACGCAAGGGGAUAGCUAUGACUUCUGGCAACAGUAUUAUAUAUGGGAAAUGACUGUCUGGACUCCAAAUUCAUCACCAACAGUACCCACAGCCGUAUUAAGUCAAGCCGUGCAUCGUCACAAUCUAGACUGGCCGGAGAAGGUUAUGGAGAUUUAUAUACGCCAUUGCAACAACCACGAAGGCGUGGAGGAGCUGAUAAAGGCAACGGACACCGUUCGUAGGUUGUCCAAGAGUGUGGCCCGAAGGCGCCAAAAAGAAGCCGCUGAAGCCGCUGCGAUGUAUGCUCAGCAGCAGCCUCAAGCUACUACGGAACCUGCGACCAUAGAAUCGCCAUCCGGCUCGGCGAAGAGGAAACGGGAGCCCGCAUCCGAGGAGCCUGAUGAUGCCGCAAAGAAAAGGUCGAAGAAUGAGAAGAACGCAAUAGACCUAGAGACAUUGCGUGAACAACAUCUGAAACGCGAUCGUGAAAAUACCACUGUUUUAGUCACCAAUCUUCCCCCAGAGGCUACCCAAACGAAAGUCAGACAGUAUUUCAGAGAAUACGGCCAUAUGAACAGCAUCACUUUGAAGACCGAGGCGGACAAACUUUCGUCAACAGCGCUGAUCGAGUUUCGGACCCCAGAAGACGUCCAGUCUGCUUCCCUGCGCGAUGGAAAGUACUUUGGAGAUAGACAAAUCCAGGUCAAGUCUGGUACGGGGUUGACACUUUAUGUCACGAAUUUCCCACCCACUGCCGAUGAUGCAUAUCUCCGCAAACUUUUCAAGGAUUGCGGAGAAAUAUUUAGUAUUCGCUGGCCAAGUCUGAAAUAUAACGCUACCCGCAGAUUCUGUUACAUCUCCUUCCGCACUCAGCAGGCUGCAGUUGCGGCCACUGAACUUGAUGGCCAGUCAUUGGGUGGUGUUUAUAAAUUGGUUGCAAAAUACUCAGAUCCCGCGAACAAGAAGAAUCGUGAGGGUGCUAUGGCUGAAGGCCGAGAAAUCCACAUUACGGGCAUAGACCAAAGCCUAACAGAGGAAGACUUGCAGGAAGUAUUCGGUAAAUUCGGCAAGAUCGACAGGAUCAGAAUCUUGAAGAACCUCAGUGGGAAAAGCAAAGGUGCUGGGUUUAUUUCUUUUGAAAAGCAAGAAGAAGCAGCUGCCGCGCUUGACCUAGAUAAGACCAAGCUAAAGUCUCGCAUUUUGACGGUUGAGAUGUCCAGUGGCACGAACUACAAGCCCACGGCUACCACCAGGGGACCGUCGGCGUCUCCAGCGCCAGAUCAGGAAGGUGAUACUGCCAUGUCCCCUUCUCCAGGACCGGAAACCCAUUCUAGCACCGAUGCACAAAAUGCCGUGUCUCGAACCGAUAUCUCACAUAGAACAAUUGCAUUAAUGAACAUUCCUGACACAGUCAACGAUGCUCGUGUUCGUGCAAUAGUAGAGCCAUACGGUGACAUUGUCAAACUGGUACUGCGGCCCGAUCACCAAGGAGCUAUUGUUGAAUAUGCCGACGUUGCAUCAGCUGGACGAGCCGCACUAGGGCUAGAAAACCACGAAAUUGUGCCUGGACGCAAACUUCGAACUGGGAAUAUGAAAGACCUGUUUGGGCAGAAAGGCGAGAUUAGGACGGACAAGAUUCUGGUUGGGAAAGGGAAUAAAAAGUCUCCUGCUUCUUUUAUGCAGCCGAGUGCUCCUGUUAGGAGACCUGGUCCUGCUGGAAGAGGCGGUUUGGGCGUGAAGCGAGGAUUGGGGUUUGCAGCGGCAAAAUCCGAUACUGGUAAAGCGGAUGGUAAAGCGGAGGCAAACGGCAGUGCGCACGGAGAGGGAAACAAACCCAUGAAGAGCAAUUCUGACUUCAAAGCUAUGUUUGUCAGUGGAGGAAAGCAAUAG
Molecule: messenger RNA, 3129 nt
Organism: Venustampulla echinocandica
Lineage: Eukaryota; Fungi; Ascomycota; Leotiomycetes; Helotiales; Pleuroascaceae
Exons: 1
Coding region: 1-3129 (1042 amino acids)
Biological process (GO): RNA processing
Molecular function (GO): RNA binding; protein binding
Source: RefSeq, a predicted model, not a curated record